Molecule: messenger RNA, 2486 nt
Organism: Epinephelus moara (kelp grouper)
Lineage: Eukaryota; Metazoa; Chordata; Actinopteri; Perciformes; Serranidae
Exons: 3
Coding region: 503-1162 (219 amino acids)
Source: RefSeq, a predicted model, not a curated record
AUCUGCACUGACUGCAGGCCCUGCUUUUUAUUAGAGUUCAAGCUGAUGGGAAUACACAGACGCUGAUGACACCCACACACGUAUCCUGCGAUUCUGGGCUAAGAACUACACAAAUACAUUGUCAUCCCUCCUACAUGUACAGGAUUCUCCCUGAACCUUACCAAACAACAUAGGAUACAUCAUGGGGCUCUGCAGCAAACAUUGCAUUCAUCCAAGAGGAGGUGGUGAUAUGUUAUAGCUGGGGUCGCAUGCCUCUCAGACAGGACAGUUCAGACACUGAUGUUGCUCCACUCCUACCGCGGAUCCCACAGCAGACAGGUCGUCCUCAGCGGGGGGGCACCUGCUGUCCCGCUCCGCGCUGCAGUGGCUGUGAGAUGAGAGCAGCCUACAUGAUUAGUGCACAGCUGGAGAGACAGGCAGACCUGUAACACCUGAGCGGACUUCCAACAUUACAGCAUCGCACGCACGGGAGACGCGCGUCAGGGCGACUCUCCAUCCAGAAAUGAUGCCCCGUCUGCCGUGCGGCGGCAGGACAACUUGCGGGACAACUGGCACCUUUUUGUCGGCAUGUUUGGUGUCUGCCUGUCAAGCCCUCCGGAACUGCGGGGAGGUCCAGUGCGGCGAUGGCCACCAGUGCUGUCCGCCCAUCGUCACCGGGAACGGCAGUGUGAGCUCCACGGUGCGCUGCUGCAAGCUCCCCAUCCACAUCUUCUUCGACAACGUCGGCUGGUUUACGCGGAAGCUGUCGGGCAUCCUGAUCCUGCUGCUGCUUUUCGCCAUGGGCUACUUCAUCCAGCGGAUCAUCUGCCCGCGGCCCCGCCGGCACCCGCACCAUGACCGCAGCGAGGAGCCUUCCCUCUUCCACGGGCACGCAUCGGCGUCCCAGGACUCCCUGCUGGACCGGUACCCCGAGUACAGCCUCGGGGACUUCGCCUCCCCGAACCUGCCUGCAUACGACGAGGUCAAAUACUUGCCCACGUAUGAGGAGAGCAUGCAGGAGAUGCACAGAGACCGCUCCGAUGAUAACUUGCUGUCAGAGAGCGAGAGGGGCGGCCAGGGAAGGGUGAGAGCCGCGGGACCGAGAGCUGGAGACCAGAGACAGGAUGUCCUGGAGGUGUCAGGACCGCAACACAGCCCAAGGACAUCUCGGAACUCUGUCUGAGACUGACCACAGACAAUAUAGCAUUCUUAUUUUAAUAUAAUCAGGGUAAUUAUCUUGCAGAGAUAUAAACUCAAGUGCAAUUAUAAUCCUGAAUGUUAAGAAUAAAGGAGGAGGCUGAGAAAAUGUACGUGUUUUGGAAGAUUAUAGCGGAUUACUCGCCUUUUGUAUGCAAAUAACCGCUUGGGUUAAGUAAAGGGAGAUUAUGGGGAGAGAAGGCGGCUGAAAUUGACGCUCUUUGUGAUGGGGAUGGCUAAUUUGGCUCCGGUACAAUCGCAUUAAGUUUUACUUCAGCACCUCAAUGUUCAGUGGCACCCUGAGACAGUUCUUCUUCUGUCAUAUUCUCGCCCUUUCUUAGUCUUAAUGCUAAAUAUUCAACUGGACCUGAAAGACCUCUUUUUCUUUUCUUUAUUGAAUUUGCAUCCAAAAGGAAGAAUAUUUAGAUUUUUCCCUCAGUAACCUGAAAUGUGGGCUGGAAGAGGGAGUGAAGGGAUGAAUAUUAAUUUUAGUACUUUUUGCAGCACACAUUUUUAUCAGCAGGCUUUAGAGACAGUUAAUUUAUAGCUUAUCAGCAUGAAGGCAAUAUUUUCUCAAUGUGACUCACACACAUGCACACACACACACACACACACACACACACACACACACACACACACACACACACACACACACACACACACACACACACACCUCACUGGGGACUGACAGAUGAGCAUUUUAUCAGUGACCUGAGCCGUGUCUGUUACUGCACAAGCUGAAGCCACAGCAGGGAAGUGCAUUUUUUUUUUUUUAGCUCUGAUCCUGGGAGCCUUGCUGCCUGAGGCUACAUGUAUCAGUGUCUCCCAGGUUCUGAGUUCAGUAAAAACAAUGGCAGAGAUUACAGCUGGCAUACUGAUAUGGCGUAAGCUGCCAAGGAGCAAAGUUGUGCUUUGAUGAUAGCAUGUCAGACAAGAUCACAACUGCUGCCCCAAGCAGAAUGAACACUGUACAGCUCAGACCAAGCAAAGGAAAAAGGCAAAGGGACAUCUAACAGGAAACAAGGGUGAGACAGAGACAGGAGGAAACCUUCAGACCUACUUGUAUGUUCAUCUCAAGUGUGUGACUGUCCUGUGCUACUUUGCAUUUACGACUAAUCAGACAAGAAGUGUCUUUGUGUUGCUACAAACUGAAAACCAAGUCAACACCACACACACCUCAUUACCUCAGGCUUAAUGACCUGUUUACCUGGAUUAAAGAAAAAGGUGUACUUGCCAUUAACUGUCCAUUAAAAUGCCUCAUUAUGUUAUAACAUUAACAUUUGUUAUUGUCACUUUACUUUGACAUUCAC